GAACCCAGGAGCUGAGCUAAACCCGGGAUACUGAUCUGUCCGGGAUAAGAAAAGAACAUGGAUAACGAUAAUACUAUUACGAGGUUAAUCCUACAUGGGAUUAAUCUAGCCAAGGAGCUGGAAGCCGAUCUUCCUAACCUAGCCAGCCAGCCGCCGGAAGCCGUUUCCGCGAGCUGCGAGGAGAUCAUUAGGGUUUUUACUAGCGUGAGGGAGAGGCUAGCGCCGCCGCAGCCGCCGCCGUCGAGUUUGCAGCCGUAUAGCUUGGCUAUGAUCCAGGAGGCGCCGCCGCAGCAGCCGAGGCAGCCAGCCGGCGCCGGUCAAGCACUUGACUUGUUUCAUCAGGUGUCCGGCGGCGAGCAGGCGGCGGCUGGCGGGAGCGGAGCCGACGUGGCGGAGCCGAGCCGCCGGAGAAGGAUGGAAGAAGCAGACAGAACUACUGUAUAUGUACUUGCUCCUCAAAUGGGAAAUCUUGACAUGCCUCCUGAGGAUGGCUAUACAUGGAGGAAAUAUGGUCAGAAAGACAUUCUGGGUUCUAGAUUCCCGAGGGCGUAUUAUAGAUGUACCCAUCAAAAACUGUACAGCUGUCCAGCCAAGAAACAAGUGCAACGCCUUGACAACAAUCCACAAAUGUUGAAAGUGACGUAUCGGUACCACCACACGUGUCACAUGUCGGCCACGGCGCCCUCGGCGGCGCCAGCUGGGGACGUAAUUCAACCGCCAGGAACAACCACCCAUCCGCCGCCGCAGCCGGCGGCAGGUGGCGGAGGCGGCGGCAGCUACUGGCUCUCCAUGGAUAUCAGGCCAAUAACAUCGGAAGGCGGCGUGCAAAUGCAGACUGAAUUUGCCAGCACUAGCGGCGGCGGCGGCGCGGGGCCGUCGGGCUCCGGUAGGUACGGGCGGGAGGCGGCGGAUUUCGGGGGGCAGGCGGUGGUGGAUAUGGCGGAUGCGAUGUUUAACUCCGGGAGUAGCGGUGGUAACAAUAGUAUGGAUUUCAUCUUCCAUACUAUGGAUGAAAAUUGAUGAGAAGUUAUUUAAUUACAAUAUAAUUCUGAUAUAUAAUUAUUAUACUGUUUGACUUUUCUAAUACUUCAGUUUGAGCGUUUUAACGUGCGACGGAAGUACGUAACCGGCGAACAGUCAACAGUUUGAUCAAACAGAAAAAAGAAAAGGUUUUCUUCCAUUCCGGCCGGUUUGAUACUUUUUGUUUUAAUUUCUCCAACUUUAAUUUGUUUUUGAUUUCCUGUUGUUGUCCUAUAUAUACUGCAAUUUGAGAAUUUAUACUUCUCAUUGAGUUUUCACUUUAGAACUUGUGCCACUUUUUUGUACUAAUAUAAUUGAUACAUACGGAGUAUCA
Molecule: messenger RNA, 1354 nt
Organism: Ipomoea triloba (trilobed morning glory)
Lineage: Eukaryota; Viridiplantae; Streptophyta; Magnoliopsida; Solanales; Convolvulaceae
Product: WRKY transcription factor 55
Exons: 3
Coding region: 58-1020 (320 amino acids)
Biological process (GO): regulation of DNA-templated transcription
Molecular function (GO): sequence-specific DNA binding; DNA-binding transcription factor activity
Source: RefSeq, a predicted model, not a curated record